Messenger RNA from Asparagus officinalis (garden asparagus), 1840 nucleotides. Its product is annotated as lysine histidine transporter 2-like. The transcript is spliced from 8 exons. The record is from RefSeq and is a predicted model, not a curated record. NCBI's taxonomy places the organism in Eukaryota, Viridiplantae, Streptophyta, Magnoliopsida, Asparagales, Asparagaceae. Gene Ontology annotation, cellular component: plasma membrane. The coding region runs from base 245 to 1603 and encodes 452 amino acids.
ACUUUCCAUAUACAAAUGAAAUCCCCCAAACGUCACAAAGAGCUUUGAUUCUUUGAAUCUUCGGACGGCAAUUUUUUUAUUUAUUACUACCGUUUCUUUCCAUGCUUGUUGUCUCUUUUGAUCCGCUAACAUAUAUAAUAAUAUAAUAUCUCCUAUAUUUAUGUUCGUCUAGAAUCCUUCUAUUGCAUUUCCUACAUAGCCAUUUUUCAAAGUUUUUGGUUUUUUUUUUUCAAAGUUUUGAGCUAUGGGAGGUGAAGAUAUUGGAGUCCGCAAUAAUCUCUCGCAAGAGGAGCUCAACUUGGACAAUCAAAAGGUCCAAGCUGAGAAGAAACUUGAUGAUUGGCUGCCAAUAACAUCAUCAAGAGAUGCAAAAUGGUGGUAUUCAGCAUUUCACAAUGUCACUGCUAUGGUUGGUGCAGGAGUCCUCAGCUUGCCUUAUGCUUUGGCACAACUUGGAUGGGGCCCUGGUGUCGCUGUACUUAUCCUCUCAUGGAUCAUAACCCUCUACACUCUAUGGCAAAUGGUCGAAAUGCACGAAAUGGUACCUGGAAAGCGAUUUGAUCGAUACCAUGAGCUCGGUCAAUAUGCAUUUGGAGAUAAGCUCGGCCUUUGGAUCGUUGUCCCUCAACAGCUCGUCGUUGAAGUGGGAGUAAAUAUUGUCUAUAUGGUCACUGGAGGGAAAUCUCUCAAGAAAUUCCAUGAUGUGGUCUGUCCAGAUUGCAAAUCGAUCAAGCUCUCUUUUUUCAUCGUGAUAUUUGGAUCGUGCCAUUUUGUGUUAUCGCAACUUCCUAACUUUAAUUCGAUUUCUGGGGUGUCUCUUGCUGCUGCUGUCAUGUCUCUCAGUUACUCGACCAUCGCCUGGGCGGCUUCUGUUCACAAAGGGCAACAACCAAACGUAGACUACGGCUACAAAGAAUCAACAGCAUCAGGAACAACCUUCGGAUUUCUAAGCGCAUUGGGGGACGUCGCCUUCGCCUACGCUGGCCACAACGUUGUUCUUGAGAUCCAAGCAACAAUUCCAUCUUCACCUGAAAACCCCUCAAAAAAACCAAUGUGGAAGGGUGUUGUAGUCGCUUAUAUCGUCGUUGCCAUUUGCUAUUUUCCUGUUGCCUUGGUUGGAUACUGGGCUUUUGGUAAUUCCGUCGAAGAUAAUAUUCUUAUUACGCUGGAGAAGCCGAGGUGGAUUAUUGCCGUGGCUAAUAUGAUGGUUGUUGUUCAUGUCAUUGGAAGUUAUCAGAUUUAUGCUAUGCCAGUGUUCGAUAUGAUAGAAACAGUUCUUGUUAAGAAAUUCAGGCUACCACCGGGACUUACUCUUCGUUUGCUUGCGAGGAGUGCUUAUGUUGCAUUUACGAUAAUUAUCGGAAUAUGCAUCCCUUUCUUUGGGGGACUCCUUGGGUUUUUCGGUGGAUUUGCGUUCGCGCCAACUACAUAUUAUCUCCCAUGCAUAAUGUGGCUUGCUAUUAAAAAACCCCAAAAGUUUAGCUUAUCUUGGCUCAUAAAUUGGUUCUGCAUCAUUGUGGGAGUUCUGUUGACGGUCUUGGCGCCAAUUGGAGGACUGAGGUCGAUAAUCAAAAGCGCAAGUACUUACAAAUUCUUCUCAUGAGCAAAUGUUGGUGAUUCAGGGAAAAAAAAAAGAAAUUAAUGCUCAUUUGUAUGCUGAAAAUAAUUAUGUUGUUUCAUCAAAUGCCUUAAUUAUGAUUACUUCGAGAUACAGAUCAUAUUGUUCAUUGUUAGUAUGCUGCGUAGUGAAAUAAACAUUUCCAGUGAAAUAAUUAUUCCCCCCUGCUUGUGAUGGUUGUAAUCUGCUACAGUUAUCAGAGAUACAGAUAUUCUUCUUUUA